ACGAUGUGCGGAUGUGGUAUCAUUAUGUCAGAAACUUAGGAUGAUGCAUGACAAUCCGGGAAGACUCGAAGUCCUGUCCCUGAAAUGUAUGCCAAAGCAACAGCGCGUACGCCAUAACCUCAAGCAGUCCAAUAAAGGCAAGAUGCGCAAUGUCCAGGCGCGCCUUCCUCCAGCACCAAGGCGAUAUGCAAGUACGCUCACGAUGAACUCAUAACUUCGACGUCAUGCACAUGCCUCUUCGUGGACCGUACUACACACGUUGCCUGUCCUCCAGCUCGCGUUCAACAGCACGGUGGCCAUGCGUGAAGAUCUACAUGGUCUUCUGCAUACUGGCCUGUGAUCUACAGUCACAACCCUUAACAUCCUUGUCUCGAUCCCUGCUCAUACAACGGUCAUCAGAGCUCGACACUCCCACUCACAACGGCCGCCCACGGUCAAUAUUCGUGUUCACGUUAAUCGCCGAAGAUCUCGAUCAAGCCUCGCGAUUACAACGGUCCGCCGCAGGUCAUUCCUGUCAUCACGACGGUCAUUCUGCCUGGAGAACGACGCGCUCAGCAGUCAGUUGCCAUGCCUGCAGGGCAGAGGUGCACGCGCACUUGCACCCAUGUUCAAAUCAAGUUUCGUCCCUCACGGUCUAGCCACGUCGCACUGGUGGGCACAAGGAAGUCUGUUUCGAUUGGGGCGAUCGUGCGGCAGCUCGAGACUGCACCGCUUGCGCAGCUCAAUAGCUUCUGGUUGUGGCCUCACCGUCCUCCUCUCAGGCUCAGCAUCCCAUCGUGCAUCCAU
Laetiporus sulphureus 93-53 is the source of this 786-nucleotide messenger RNA. RefSeq lists its product as uncharacterized. NCBI's taxonomy places the organism in Eukaryota, Fungi, Basidiomycota, Agaricomycetes, Polyporales, Laetiporaceae. The coding region runs from base 225 to 638 and encodes 137 amino acids. The record is from RefSeq and is a predicted model, not a curated record. The transcript has 2 exons.